Molecule: messenger RNA, 1718 nt
Organism: Liolophura sinensis
Lineage: Eukaryota; Metazoa; Mollusca; Polyplacophora; Chitonida; Chitonidae
Product: ALK tyrosine kinase receptor-like
Exons: 12
Coding region: 216-1718 (500 amino acids)
Biological process (GO): multicellular organism development; positive regulation of kinase activity; protein phosphorylation
Cellular component (GO): plasma membrane; signaling receptor complex
Molecular function (GO): transmembrane receptor protein tyrosine kinase activity; ATP binding
Source: RefSeq, a predicted model, not a curated record
CUGUGGAGUUUCACCUGAGUGUUAGCUGUCCCUGCUCCUACCUGUGUGUGGUCAAUGACGUGAAGAAUAAACUGUAUGAGUGUCACUGUCCAAUCAACAAAACCCUGGCUAAGGAUGGACAUACCUGUAUAGCCAUUGCAGACAGCAGCCUCGAUGUGGGUCACAUCAUCAUCGUGUGUACAGGAGUUCUCCUUAUUCUGAUUCUGCUGAUUUCUAUGGCAUAUAUCAUUCAAUUCCGCAGACGGAAACAUGCCAGAAAAACCCCACGGGACAUAUUACCCCCAGUGAGUCUGACUUCUGACCCCACUGACCCAUCCCAGAAUCAGCGACCUCUUGGGCGGAGGACAGAGGUCAACCUGUACUAUGACUUUGUCGGAACAGAUAUGGUGACACAAGACCUGACUCAGAUUCCCCGUGAUAACUUGCGGCUCAUCAGGCCUCUGGGACAAGGGGCCUUUGGAGAGGUGUACGAAGGCAUUUUGACAAACUUUGGUCACGAUAAGUGUAAUAUGUCAGUAGCUGUCAAGACUUUACCGGCCAUCAGCACAGACCAAGCCAAACUGGACUUCCUGAUGGAGGCUGUCAUUAUCAGCAAAUUCCAGCAUCCAAAUAUCGUCCAGUUUAUUGGGAUCUGUAUGGACAAGCACCCGGGGUUUAUCAUACUGGAGCUGUUAGAGGGAGGAGAUUUGAAGACGUUUUUGAGAGAGUCAAGGAGAAAAGCUGAUGUACCUUGUCCCCUUACAGUGGCUGACUUGUUAAAGCUGGCUCUAGAUAUAGCAAAUGGAUGUAAACACUUGGAGCAAGAUCAUUUUAUACACAGAGAUAUUGCUGCCAGGAACUGUCUGCUGACAUCUAAGGGUUCUGGCAGAGUGGCCAAAAUUGCAGAUUUUGGAAUGGCCAGAGACAUAUACAGGGCUGACUACUACAAGAAGGGUGGAAGAGCCAUGUUACCUGUCAAGUGGAUGCCACCAGAAGCCUUUAUGGAUGGGAUCUUCACCUCAAAAACUGAUGUUUGGUCGUUUGGUGUGUUAUUGUGGGAGGUGUUCUCCAUGGGCCUGAUGCCCUACCCUGGCCGUAGUAACCAGGACGUGAUGGAGUUUGUGACGGGGGGAGGCAGGAUGGACCCACCUGACAAAUGUCCACCGCCUGUGUAUGACAUCAUGAUGUCCUGUUGGCAUGUGUUACCAGAAAGACGGCCUUCUUUUCCCACUUUGAUAAAAAGACUUCUAUCCUGUCUUCAGAAUGACGAAGUGCUUAGGGCCCCGAUGGCUUGCAACCCACUUGGUUUACGAUCUGACCACAACUGUUCCGUUAGCACCAUGUCUCCCAGCCUGAGCUCAACUGCACCCCUUCUCUCCCCCCAGACGCCAGAGGUGCCCCCAGAUUCUUACGAACAGCAGCAAGCACGCACCCAGUCCAAAGUACAGGAACAUAGGACAGCCUUCAACACUAGCUCCACCCCCCAGGGCUACAGGCCUGUGCCCCUCCAAGAUUCAUCAGAACCCUCCUUCAAACCAGCCGAUCGUGGGAGGCUUUCAUUUGACUUCACCAACAAAUACAACAUGGUUGCCUUGAUUCCCCCUGUGGUUGGUGGUUCAAGUCCGAACAUUGUCACCUCCACGGACCUGUCAGAGUUUAACGAUACAUCAGAAAGCGGUGACCAUAGGGCCUCACAGGAGACCAGUCUCCUAAACCCAGCUGACCCCAGCGUCUGUUGA